Molecule: messenger RNA, 2648 nt
Organism: Plectropomus leopardus (leopard coralgrouper)
Lineage: Eukaryota; Metazoa; Chordata; Actinopteri; Perciformes; Serranidae
Gene: tgfb5
Product: transforming growth factor, beta 5
Biological process (GO): regulation of cell population proliferation; transforming growth factor beta receptor signaling pathway
Cellular component (GO): extracellular region
Molecular function (GO): cytokine activity; growth factor activity; transforming growth factor beta receptor binding
Source: RefSeq, a predicted model, not a curated record
AGUAAUGGAGUCACAUCAUGCAGCAGGUCUCAGUGUUUUCAGGCUGGAGCUCAUUUAGACCGAGGAUCUGUAAUUUACUGUAAAGUUUCCUCUUUUUUUUUUUUUAAAUUCUCAGCACAAGGACUUCUUUCAUAUAUUUUUCUGCGUCAUGCCUUUUUAUGUCGUCUGACUUUUUCCGUGUUUUGAUGUUUAUAUGAGGGGGAUUAACAGGCCCACCAUGGUUUUUCCAACAUAAAUCAACAGUUUCUUCCUACGUUUUAGUGCAGACUACUUUCUGUUUACAUAUAACGGGGAAUGGGAGGACCUCAUUGAGUUUUUUUUUUAAAAGCUGAAAGUAGAUUUUGGAUGCGGGCAUGGGCCAUUUUUUUGCUCCACAGAUGGGUGUUUCGGAGGUGAAAGCAGGGGAGCCGUGCUGCUGCAGAUGAAGGUUUUUGUGUGGAGGAUUUGCGACAUGGGCUGAGCUGCGAUGACUCUUCUCUCCUGACAGCUGUUGAAUUAUCCCGAGGAUGGACGACGGAAAAAGGAGACGGAUAAAACUCUAACUUAUCGGUUAGACUGUAAUUAAAUACCUUUAAGCGCGCACGCACCGGCACGGGGCAACACUGGAGCUUUUGAGCGCACCAGAUUGGAAUUCAGGCGGCGGCCAAAUUUCCAAUCACUAAAUGUGAGGUUUUUACAGUGGAGUUUGGUUGUAGAGUGAUAUUAUUUGGCGUGUUUUUCUUGUACGGAUGGGUUUUCUUUUCAUUAAAAGUUUGCCUUUUGAUACAAUAACGUAAACGUAGUCUUUAAGGAAUAAAUGACGGUGCGUAUUUACGCGUCUGGUGUUAAAAUAUGCAGACGCACGUUUGAGCAAUGUUAUAAAAAUAUCUUAGCAGACUGAAUGUAAAGUCAGCAAAUGUGGUUUUCCUUUUCCACAGAAAGUGGUUUGACCAAAAUAGCCUGUUAGAAGCAGAUAUUGGAUUUUUAAGCCUAUUCUAGUAGUUUUGGAUGUACCCUCAGUUUACGCACAUAUUUAUUCAUUCUGGGUUUUGAGAAUUCGCUUUAGUGACCCUAACAGUUUCAGCUGGAUUUCUCUGGACUCUCUCCGUCUCCUCACCGGACGAUGUGGCUCCCCCGCCUCGCGCUGCUGCUGCUCCGGUUCUCCGGUGUGUUGCUGGUGGAGGGCUUCAACACGUGCCACUCCAUCAACCUGGACGCGCAAAAGUCCCGGCGCAUCGAGGCGGUCCGCGGACAGAUCCUCAGCAAGCUCCGCAUCCGCAGCCCGCCGGAAAAGGACGAGGAUCCGCCGGCUGGCUCUGUGCCCCCGGAGGUCAUGCUGCUUUACAACAGCACGCGGGAGCUGCUGAAGGAGCGCGCGCGCCUGGCCGAAUCUGCGUGCGAGCGCGAGAGCAGCGAGGAGGACUAUUACGCCAAAGAGGUGCAGAGGAUCGAUAUGCUGCCACCCCGAACCGAUACAAAUGCGGUACAGCCAGCAGCCCCCAACCCACAUUACAGAGUGGUUCACUUCGACGUCAGUGGAGUGGACCUGACCAACAGCACCCUUGUUAAAGCUGAGUUCAGGAUAUUUAGAGCUCCCAACCCGCAGGCCCGGGCCUCAGAGCAGAGAGUGGAGAUCUAUCAGCUGCUGAAGCCAGAUGAAGAGAGCACCUCCACUCAACGUUAUAUUGACUCCCGCACGGUGCAGCCGAAGGCGAAGGGAGCCUGGAUCUCUGUGGAGGUCACCGAAACCAUUAAGGACUGGAUUUCAGAUCCAGAGAAUAAUCUUGGCCUGAAGUUAGGUGUCCACUGUCCCUGCUGCACCUUCGUCCCCUCCACUAACAACAUUGUUCCCAAUAAGAGUGAGGAACUGGAGGCUCUCUUUGCAGGUGUGGACGAUGAGCAGCUUCGUCAGAUUAGAAAGCCCGGUCAGGUUAAAGGCCAGGCAGAUUUCAGCACCAAGACGCCACACCUCAUCCUCACCGUGCUGCCCAGUGACCGAGUGGACAACCCCGCCAAGAAGAACCGCAAGAAGAGGGCGGCCGCCACAGACACCACAACCUGCUCCCGCGGCUCAGACCAGGGCUGCUGCCUGCGCUCGCUCUACAUUGACUUCAGGCGGGACCUCAACUGGAAGUGGAUCCACGAGCCCAAAGGUUACAAAGCCAACUUCUGUGCCGGCAGCUGUCCUUACCUCUGGAGUGCCAACAACCACUAUAACAUGAUCUUGCCGCUGUACAACAAGCUGAACCCAGAGGCCUCUGCCUCGCCCUGCUGCGUUCCUCAGGACCUGGAGCCCCUCACCAUCAUGUACUUCAUCGGCCGCACACCACGUGUUGAACAACUCUCAAAUAUGGUCGUCAAAUCCUGCAAGUGCCGCUGAGUUCGGAGGAAGAGGUGAGGGAGGAGAAUGAUUACUGGACCAAAAGCUACAAACUGUUUUUCGCUCAGGGGGAAAGUAAAGACGGGAGGACAGACGGAUCCUUUGUUCAUUAAUCUUAACUGUUUGAUCACCUUUAGCAGACUUUUUCAGACGUUAUAAUGUUACUCAGAUAUCCCAUUCUUUACAGGCAUGAAAACUUCUUCACUCUCUGGAACUUUCCGUUUGAUAUAGGACACUGUACAUACAGUAUGACAACAUAGCUGUAUUAAACCUGCACCUGGAUAUUAAA